This is a messenger RNA of Paraphaeosphaeria sporulosa, 1079 nucleotides long. RefSeq lists its product as uncharacterized. The record is from RefSeq and is a predicted model, not a curated record. The transcript has 2 exons. NCBI's taxonomy places the organism in Eukaryota, Fungi, Ascomycota, Dothideomycetes, Pleosporales, Didymosphaeriaceae. Bases 63 to 1028 code for a protein of 321 amino acids.
UCGUCACCAUUCUUUCCACACGCUAGAACCGCGAGCGUGACCUUGUGCGCAGGACGUCCACCAUGCGGCCAACUUCAACAGUGAUACAGGGAUUUGUGCUGGGACUUUGGGUUGCGAGGGCCAGCGCCGAUUGCUAUGCGCAUGAUGGUGUCCUAGCGAAGAACUCGGCGGCCUACACGAAGCCCUUUGAGAUGGUCUCGUGUGGCAAUGGGACGAACAAUUGUUGCUUCCAGGGCGACAAAUGCGGCUCUAACUUGUUGUGCUACGACAGCAAUGGCAACACGGUCCGACAAUACUGUGCUGACCUGAACUGGAAUGGAUGCUCGUCUAUGUGUGCUGACUAUGCGCCUUCCACCGGCACCCUCCUCGUCGACUGCGGGAAAAACAUGUACUGCUGCGGCGCAGUGGAUGAGUCCUGCUGCGAAGACGACAGCCAGCACUUUUUCGUCGACCCCCUAAACGGCGACGUAAAGCACCCCUCCAAAGCCACCGGGGCGUCGGCCACCGCUUCGCCAACAUGGUGGACCGUCGACAGCAAGGCGCUCCUCGCCGCAACAAGCACAUCCUCCGCAUCCUCCUCAUCAUCUGCUACGUCGACAGCCGAGUCCACGAGCGAAUCGUCAAGCGCAUCCACCACCGCUUCACAAACAUCCACACCCACACCCACGAACACCGCUCCCCCACAAGGAGAGGGCUCAAAGGGCAUAUCCGCCGGCGCAGGAGCCGGCAUCGGCAUCGGUGCGGCCGCCGCCGUAGCCCUACUCGCAGGCCUCGCAUGGUUCCUGCUCAAGCGGCGCAAGGGGAAGAACGCGUAUGAGGCGCCGAUCGAGCAGGGGCAUGCCAACAACCCCUACGGCGCUGCGGGCACUGCGUAUGGUGGUGCUGCGUACCCGGGAGAGGCUAAACAUAAUGACUACUACGCACAUGAUGGGGGACACGGGCAGGGGGCACAGGGCGGUGUGAUGCCGCAAGAGUUGGAUGGGAGAAUGGGAAUGGCGGAGGUGCAUGGGGAGUCGAGGAGAGUUUAGGAGCGGAAUGAGGGGAGGUUGGAUUUUUUGAUUCGGUCGAUGCAGAUACCC